UACCAAAGUAGGCAACAAAAUCAACUCAGAUAGAGGGUCUGGAAAGACUCAUUUCACAGGAUCCCUCCUCCAUCUUGACAUCACGUCACUUCAGCCAGUCAAGCUCAAGUAAAGUUUAAAAAGGGAUGCCCAAAAUCAAAGCUGUUUGGUGAUUGGGGCUAUUUUCUCUACGUUGGAUGCUCAAACAUGUCUCAUAUAACCCCAGAAACCACACCCAUGAGGAAUAAAAGGGCAUAGGAUGCCACUCCCAUCAGCCACUACAGCCAGAUAUUUUCCAGCAACACAUAACUCCCAGACAGAGAGCCACUAUGGAAUCAGGCCAGGUCCGUUCUGCUGCUCCAUCCUACCUAGUAUGGUCAAUCAUCAAUACUUUAUGCUGCUGUCUGCCUCUUGGGAUUGCAGCUAUUGUCUGCUCUUGCAAGGCACAAAAUGCUAAUGCUCUCGGGGACUCAACCAGAGCUGCUGAUGCAUCGAGGACAGCCAAGGUCCUAAACAUCAUCGGACUUGUCUGUGGAAUAAUUUUGUUCAUCAUUAUUGUUGCAGUCAAAGUUUCUGGAAAAAACUGAAUUAACAUCUUCAAAAGAGCCUGCUUUUGCUGGCAGAGCUGUUGGAAUCUGAACGCAGCCUUUGUUAUGGACUUCCCCUCCUCCACACGCAAGGUCACCAAAUAGAAACAGAUGUCUAAAUGUGUAUGUUCACGUUCAUGUGUUGGUCUAUAUACUGGAUCAGGCUCCCAUAAACAGACCAAAGGAAUGCCGUUAUAAAGCACUACUUGUGGUGGUAAAAACUAAAAGCAUCUCUGUUUUUUUAAGGACACUUUAACAUAAAUGUUUUUGAGAUCAGUGAUUAUGAUAAUAUAAGCAUGUUCAGUUUUCAUUUUAUUUUGAUUUGGUGAGUUUAUGAUAAAAGUAACAAUCGAGAUUAGAAACUGGCCCAAUUUCCCAAAAUGUUAUGGAGUUGGAACUAAUUGGGUUGAUGGAAAUUCUUCAUGUUGUGCAAUAAGUUUCCUGAAGGGUCCAUGAUUGUAAGGAUGUAGUUUAGCUUUCUGAUUUGUUCUGUCAGUAUUUCCUGUAAUAAUUAGAUGGGUGUUUUGUCUCGCUAGCUUUGCAUUUUUCUUUAACAGUUCUGUAUUUGCAUGACUUAUCUGAAUGUAGACUAUACAAAAUUAUAUAGAACAUAACUUGCUUACUUGGUAAACAUCAAUACUUCUGCCUAUAUUGUUUUGUUGUAAUUGUGUCAAACUGUUUUGGAUUUUAAAACUGCAUUUUUGUAUUGUACACAAAUACUGAAGCAUAAAACAGUCUCUGUUUACCAAA
Molecule: messenger RNA, 1316 nt
Organism: Scomber japonicus (chub mackerel)
Lineage: Eukaryota; Metazoa; Chordata; Actinopteri; Scombriformes; Scombridae
Product: synapse differentiation-inducing gene protein 1-like
Exons: 2
Coding region: 309-566 (85 amino acids)
Cellular component (GO): membrane
Source: RefSeq, a predicted model, not a curated record